Exophiala aquamarina CBS 119918 is the source of this 1320-nucleotide messenger RNA. RefSeq lists its product as uncharacterized. The record is from RefSeq and is a predicted model, not a curated record. The transcript has a single exon. Bases 1 to 1320 code for a protein of 439 amino acids. Lineage: Eukaryota; Fungi; Ascomycota; Eurotiomycetes; Chaetothyriales; Herpotrichiellaceae.
AUGGGACUGAAGCAAGAGAGAGAGAACCCCACCGCUGGGGCAGAGUCUGAGGAGUUAUGCAGACAAUUGAUCCCUAGCAAACACAAGCCCAGCACCACCUUGCAAUACCAGAAUGCGGUACAGCCGAACCGAAAGAAAGCGAAUCCAACCUUUGAAGCUACUGACUGCUUGGGUUCCGAGCUCCAAGGCUCUGAUUCUAGUGAGCUACAAGUUGAUCUAUGGGUCGUGUCCGCUAUGCUGAGAAGUCAAGGUUGUCGUCCCCUUCUUCGGGGUAUUUUCUCCCUUGCCGUAGCCCUUCGAACGGCAGAUCUCGACCGCCCGAAAAUGUUAGCAUCAAUAAAAGGAGUGGUAGACACGAUAGAUGAUCUAUCGAAGGAGAUUUGCAACUCUACCAGUAUCAAGAAGGCCAAUCGCUCGAGAACGCUGGAAGAAUUGUGCGUGGUCUUUGUCCGAACCUAUCCAAUUCUUCUUCGCUCCGUCCGAGCGGUCCGAGCCGCCCCUGAUGAGAAGGACAGGGGCCAGCCGUCCAUCGGCGUCACAGAGGUUGUUAGGUCAUUUCAGAUUUUCCUAGGUCUGCUUCAUCAAUCGUCUCUAGACGAGCUCGUUCGGCAGGAGAAACAAGCCGCGUCUGGAAAGAAGACUUCCCGCUUUAAGUCAAAGGAAACGCAUGACAAUAUGGUCGGCUCGAAUUACCAAAAAGACAGCAGGUGCCUUGUCCAAGUUUUGGUCAACAUGAUUACGACACUCGCUGUAGUUCACCCGUCAAACUGUGAAGUGCUCGAGGGCUUGGUGUGCUCACUGCUUGACCAUGUUGGGUCUUCUCUCGCCCUUCUCGUUUUUGGCGACCCCAAAAUGUCGCCUAAAGACCAAGGUGGUAUCUGUCCACCCGAGGGGUUGUUACAUGUCUCUCAUCUCAAUUGCAAGGAUGCGAUUCUAAUUGCCAAACUCGAGGGACCGUGGCUAGUUCAAAUUUUACGUGAGGUUACUGCGUUCCACUAUGAAAACGCACAAACCAUGACGACCGACUCCUUGAUCCAAUUUUUGCCCCGGUUUUGGGGGCAAGUUAAGGGCGCAAAUCUGCGGGAAGGCCUGAGGCAAACGUUGCAGCACACACUUCUUCGGGGAGUGUUUGGGGACGAUGAUGAGACGUUCAAUGAUGCUCUGAGACGAGUAGAAGGAAAUGGUGAGGGUGAUGAGAGCGUUGAAUCUGCGAGGUUGAAGGAUGCACUGCAAGAUCCGGCAGAUUCAUUUAUUGAACAACUCUGGGAGAUUUUGGGCUGGGGAAUACUGUCUGGCGGGAAAUCUGCAUUAUCAUUUUAA